Cavia porcellus (domestic guinea pig) is the source of this 3355-nucleotide messenger RNA. RefSeq names its product BR serine/threonine kinase 2 (gene Brsk2). Gene Ontology annotation, molecular function: tau-protein kinase activity; ATP binding; protein serine/threonine kinase activity. Gene Ontology annotation, biological process: microtubule cytoskeleton organization; intracellular signal transduction; protein phosphorylation. Gene Ontology annotation, cellular component: cytoplasm. The record is from RefSeq and is a predicted model, not a curated record. The transcript has 21 exons. Lineage: Eukaryota; Metazoa; Chordata; Mammalia; Rodentia; Caviidae. The coding region runs from base 143 to 2413 and encodes 756 amino acids.
GGGGGCGCAGAGCAGCGGGGCCCGCCUGGAGGCGCCGCCAGCCCGGUCAGCGCGGACGACGCUCGGUGGACGCGGACGCACGGCUGCCGGCCCCUCCCAGCCCGCGCGCGGGCGCCCACUCGCCGGCGCGGGCCCGGGAGCGAUGACAUCGACGGGGAAGGACGGCGGCGGGGCGCAGCACGCGCAGUAUGUAGGGCCCUACCGGCUGGAGAAGACGCUGGGCAAGGGGCAGACAGGCCUAGUGAAGCUGGGCAUCCACUGCGUCACCUGUCAGAAAGUUGCCAUUAAGAUCGUCAAUCGUGAGAAGCUCAGUGAGUCCGUGCUGAUGAAGGUGGAACGGGAGAUUGCCAUCCUGAAGCUCAUCGAGCACCCGCACGUCCUGAAGCUGCAUGACGUCUAUGAGAACAAAAAAUAUUUGUACCUGGUGCUGGAGCACGUAUCUGGGGGGGAGCUGUUCGAUUACCUGGUGAAGAAGGGGCGGCUGACGCCCAAGGAGGCCCGGAAGUUCUUCCGGCAGAUCAUCUCAGCGCUGGACUUCUGCCACAGCCACUCCAUCUGCCACAGGGACUUGAAGCCUGAGAACCUGCUGCUGGAUGAGAAGAACAACAUCCGUAUUGCGGACUUUGGCAUGGCGUCCCUGCAGGUCGGCGACAGCCUGCUGGAGACCAGCUGCGGAUCCCCACACUACGCGUGCCCGGAAGUGAUCCGGGGGGAGAAGUAUGACGGCCGCAAGGCAGACGUGUGGAGCUGCGGGGUGAUCCUGUUUGCUCUGCUGGUGGGGGCGCUGCCCUUUGACGACGACAACCUGCGGCAGCUGCUGGAAAAGGUCAAGCGAGGUGUGUUCCACAUGCCACACUUCAUCCCGCCUGACUGCCAGAGCCUGCUGCGCGGCAUGAUCGAGGUGGAUGCGGCCCGGCGCCUCACGCUAGAGCACAUUCAGAAACACAUCUGGUAUAUAGGGGGCAAGAAUGAGCCAGAGCCAGAGCAGCCCAUCCCACGCAAGGUGCAGAUCCGUUCGCUGCCCAGUCUAGAGGACAUUGAUCCCGACGUGCUGGACAGCAUGCACUCACUGGGCUGUUUCCGGGACCGCAACAAGCUACUCCAGGACCUGCUGUCUGAGGAGGAGAACCAGGAGAAGAUGAUCUACUUCCUCCUCUUGGACCGGAAAGAAAGGUAUCCCAGCCACGAGGAUGAGGACCUGCCGCCCAGGAACGAGAUAGACCCUCCCCGGAAGCGUGUGGACUCCCCGAUGCUGAACCGGCAUGGCAAGCGUCGGCCCGAGCGCAAGUCCAUGGAGGUGCUCAGCGUGACUGACGGUGGCUCCCCAGUGCCUGCGCGGCGAGCCAUUGAGAUGGCGCAGCACGGCCAGAGUAAAGCAAUGUUCAGUAAAAGCCUGGAUAUCGCUGAAGCCCAUCCCCAAUUCAGCACGGGAGACAGGUCUCGGUCCAUCAGUGGUGCCUCCUCAGGCCUCUCCACGAGCCCCCUCAGCAGCCCCCGGGUGACCCCUCACCCCUCACCGAGGGGCAGUCCCCUCCCCACCCCCAAGGGGACGCCUGUCCACACGCCAAAGGAGAGUCCGGCUGGCACGCCCAACCCCACACCACCGUCCAGCCCCAGCGUUGGAGGGGUGCCCUGGCGGACACGGCUCAACUCCAUCAAGAACAGCUUCCUGGGCUCGCCACGCUUCCACCGCCGGAAACUGCAAGUUCCGACACCCGAGGAGAUGUCCAACCUGACCCCGGAGUCCUCCCCAGAGCUGGCCAAGAAGUCUUGGUUCGGGAACUUUAUCAACCUGGAGAAGGAGGAGCAGAUCUUUGUGGUCAUCAAAGACAAACCCCUGAGCUCCAUCAAGGCUGACAUUGUGCACGCCUUCCUGUCGAUCCCCAGCCUCAGCCACAGUGUCAUCUCACAGACCAGCUUCCGGGCCGAGUACAAGGCCACAGGUGGCCCAGCUGUGUUCCAAAAGCCCGUCAGGUUCCAGGUGGACAUCACGUACACGGAGGGCGGCGAGGCGCAGAAGGAGAAUGGCAUCUACUCCGUCACCUUCACCCUGCUCUCAGGCCCCAGUCGCCGCUUCAAGAGGGUGGCGGAGACCAUCCAGGCCCAGCUGCUGAGCUCGCACGACCAGCCGGCAGCCCAGCACUUGUCAGACACCACUAACUGUAUGGAAAUGAUGACGGGGCGGCUUUCCAAAUGUGGCAGCCCAUUGAGUAACUUCUUUGACGUAAUUAAACAACUUUUUUCAGACGAGAAGAGUGGGCAGGCGGCCCAGGCCCCCAGCACCCCCGCCAAGUGGAGUGCCCACGGCCCCCUCGGUGACUCUGCGGCCACUAGCCUUCAAGGGGACGCCGAGUUCCCCAUGGGCAAGGACUCGGCCCUGGCAGCCGCCGCAGCCAGCAGCCUUAGACACUAGCCUGGCCCGGCCCGCCCAAGUGGAAGAGAGGAGAGGAGAGAGAGGAGAGGACAGGAGAGGACAGGAGAGGCCAGGAGAGGACAGGAGAGGAGAGGAGCACGGCCAGGCCUGCGGGCCGGGCUGCUGCGCACUCUCACUCUUUCAUGGUCUCUGUCUCUGCCUGUCUCUGACAGCAUCGCUUGUUUCCGCUCUGAUACCAGGAAUUAUCCCGAAAAGUUAACAUGUCACCUCCACGAGGCCAACCUCUGUGCUCCGGCGGACACUGGCGGACGAAGGCAGCUGCUGCGGACCUGCCCUCCCUCCUGUCACUGCCUCUGCCUGCCCGUAGCAGCAGGCGCAGCUGCAUGGCAGGGCCUGGCCCCCAGGGAUGCCUCCUCUAGCCCUGCUGCCCAGAUUGCCAGUGGGCAGGCUCUCCACGGGGACCACCUGCUGCCACCCACCAGGUGGGGCCCAUGUGGGCGAAGCCACAGCAGGGCGCGUCCCCUGCCUCCAUGCUGCACAGGGAGGCCUCGUGGCCACCUCACCGCCUCUGCACCUCACUGAGGCCACCUCCUGUGUCUGCAUCCAUCUCCACAGCUGCAUCGGGCUGCAGGCGCUCCUGGCUUUGCUGGCCCUCGUGACAGAGGGCGACGGACCUGGGCAGCAGAGCCACCAGGCUGGCCAGGCAGGGGCUGGGCUGACAUCAGUAUUAUUUAUUUGCUGUUUUAAUUUAUUGAGUUCCUUUAUGUCUCUGUUCUCUGUUCAGGGAAGGGACAGCAGGACCACCCUCCUGCCGUCCAUCUGUCUGUUCAUUUGUCUGUCUCAGGCAGGGUGGGUCCAGAGCUGGAGGUCCUGAGGACAGAGCCGUCGGGGGGCUGGGGCCAAAGGGGCCAGCUGUGGGUGCAGCACUGGCAAGCUACUGUAAACUUCAAAGAAUUCCUGCAAGAUAUUUUUAUAAACUUU